AUUUCUUUUGUUGGGUCAACUGUGCUUCUUCUCUUCUUCUUUCUUCCUCCUCUUUCUCUCUGCAUCUCUGAGAAAUCUGUGCUGUGCCCAUAAGAAUUUUCCCUCCUUCUUCAAACCCUUUUGAUUACAUGUGCUGAUUCGUGAACUUCCUGUAAAUUUAUUGAUUUUUUCUUUGCAGUUAUGUUCGAUUUCUGUGAUUUAUCUCUUCUUUUUUGUCGAUUCUUUCUCCGAAUUUUUCCUGGGUCAACACGGUCAGUCCUCUUCUAGCUGUUCUUCCUGAAUCCUGCCUGUGAUUCAGAUCAUAAACUCUAGCUUCUGUGAUUAUUAAUUUCGGUCAAAAGGGUGUCUUUGUAAGCAAUCCUGACCCUCCCCCUCUUGCCAGAACUUGCCUUGCCCUUAUUGUUUUUGCUCUGUUUUUGGAUUGAUCUUUUGCGAUGUUUUUUCGUUCGAGUAAGUUUUGGGUCUGAAGUUCUUUGUAAGCAGUAGUAGUUUGAUUCCAUUUCUGGCUGUGGAGUUUCGGUUGUCUAUGUUUGUCUGAUUAUUGACGACAUAAUUGCCACGGAUUCGAUUAGGUAAUAACUGUAUUUGUUUCCAUAUUUGGUUCAAUCCGUUGUCGUUCCAAAUCCGGUCUUUGGUGUUUUUAGAUUCCUUUUGAUUUAAGGAACUGGGGCUGGUAAAUUUUGCUCAAUCUGUAUUACUGUUGAGCUUCUUUAUUGAGUUAGAUUAGUGGAAAAGCGUAUUUUAAGCCAUGGACAAUGCCAGUGAUCCCUCCUCGUCCCCAAGUUUCGCCUCAUCUUAUGUGUCAAAUGGGUCCAGUUAUACCAACGUUUCUGCCACAUUAUGCAACGACCCUUCUGCAAAUUCUGACCAUAUGAGCCUUAGCAAGCUAAGUGCAAACCUGGAGAAGCUAGUGGUUGAUUCUGACUAUGACUACACCGAUGCCGUCGUUGUUGUUGAGGGCACGGAGGUGGGUGUUCAUCGCUGUCUAUUGGCUGCUAGGAGCCAGUUUUUUCAUGAGCUGUUUAAGCAGGAAAUGGAUGGCUCCACCAAGGAUGGGAAGCCAAAGUAUUGUAUGUCUCAGUUGGUACCUUUCGGCAAGGUUGGAAUUGAAGCUUUCAAGGUUAUUUUGACUUAUUUGUACACGGGAAAGCUGAAGCCAUCACCACCAGAAGUGUCAACUUGUGUGGACGAGGCCUGUGCCCAUGAUGCUUGUGGCCCUGCUAUUAACUAUGCUGUGGAGUUGAUGUAUGCUUCAGCCACUUUCAAGAUGAAAGAGCUGGUUUUGCUUGUACAGCGUCGACUCUUGAAUUUUGUUGAAAAGGCGUUUGUGGAAGAUGUGAUGAAUAUACUGAUUGCUGCAUCCCAUUUUCAUCUGGACCAGCUACUCUUCCCCUGCAUCCAAAGAGUCGUAAGGUCGGAUCUUGACGCCGUGUCUAUAGAAAGAGAGCUUCCUGGCGAAGUUGCAAGUGAGAUUAAAUCACUGCGUAUGAAAUCUCAGCAAGAGACUGAACCAAAUAUUGUGGAAGAAGUGGAUCUGAAUCGCGAGAAGAGAAUCAGGAGGCUCCACAAAGCAUUGGAUUCUGAUGAUGUUGAACUACUGAAACUUCUUUUAAGCGAAUCAUCUGAUAUUACCUUGGAUGAUGCUUAUGCUCUUCACUAUGCAACUGGCUAUUGUGAUCCUAAGGUCAUUAAGGAGGUUCUCAAUCUAGGCUUGGCAGAUCUCAAUCUUAAAAACCAUCGGGGACAAACGGUUCUUCAUGUCGCAGCAAGGCGUAAGGAUCCUAAAAUCAUUGUGGCCCUUUUGGACAAGGGAACCUCUGCACUAGAACCUACAAAAGAUGGACAAACUGCUGUUGCAAUCUGUCGGAGGCUGACUAGGCCUAAGGAUUAUAAUGAGACGACUCACCAGGGACAGGAAUCGAAUAAAGAUCGGUUAUGCAUUGAUGUGUUGGAGAGAGAGAUGCGAAGGAAUUCGAUUUCUGGUAGCAUUGAAAUGACAACUCAGGUUUCCCCUGCUGAUAUGCACGUGAUGCUAGACUAUCUAGAAAACAGAGUGGCCUUCGCUCGUCUUUUUUUCCCUGCCGAGGCCAAGGUUGCUAUGGAAAUUGCGGAUGCGGAUUCAACAAUAGCAUAUACUGGCCGUGAAUCAGCCAAGGGAUCAUCAGGCAACUUGCUGAAGGUCGACUUGAAUGAAACACCAUCUGUAGGAACCAAAAGACUCCAAUCAAGAAUGCAAGCUCUACUUAAAACAGUGGGGACGGGUCGACGUUUUUUCCCUCAUUGCUCCGAAGUUCUCGACAACUUCUUGACAGACGACAUGCCUGACCUUCUGUUCCUCGAAAAGGGCACCCCAGAAGAGCAGCGAAAGAAGAAGACCCGGUUCAUGGAACUUAAAGAUGAUGUUCAGAAGGCAUUCUGCAAGGACAUGGCAGAGAAUAACCGAUCAGGUUUUUCAUCUUCCUCCUCAUCUUCAUCCUCACCAAAAGUGGGUGUAAAUCACAAAGUUAGAAGAAAAUAGAAGCCAGAGUUGUGCUACAUUUUUGUAGGUAACAUACAGUUGAAAUGUGCCAUAGAAUUUUCCUUGGAAGGAUAUUUACAGGAAUGUAGAGAUGUGCUGUGGCUUUUUCUGUAUAAUAGGACAAGAAUUCCCAUCUUGCUUUCUCAACCUAUCCUUUCUGUUUUUGGCCUGUAAAAUAAUUCUUAACUUGUUAGCUUAUGGGGAAAAGGAAAUUGUGCGCUUUCCUAGUGGAUUAAAUAGCAAUUUCUUUUCUUUAUUCUUUUUGGAAAUAUGGAAAAUAGUAAAUUUAAUA
Messenger RNA from Momordica charantia (bitter melon), 2810 nucleotides. Its product is annotated as BTB/POZ domain and ankyrin repeat-containing protein NPR1. Gene Ontology annotation, cellular component: nucleus. Gene Ontology annotation, biological process: regulation of salicylic acid mediated signaling pathway; systemic acquired resistance, salicylic acid mediated signaling pathway; defense response to fungus. Gene Ontology annotation, molecular function: protein binding. The record is from RefSeq and is a predicted model, not a curated record. Lineage: Eukaryota; Viridiplantae; Streptophyta; Magnoliopsida; Cucurbitales; Cucurbitaceae.